AUUGCUAAUACUUAUGCUUACCCCCCAUAAGUAUUUCAAUACUUAUUGUCCCAAACAGCCUCUUAGGUACAAUACAUAUUAUGCUUCGCUUUAGCUUAACAUAAAAGCUGCCGCUAAUAACGUCAGCAGGAACAAAUAAAUGAUUUCAUAUUCGUCACCCAAGCUUGAAGCUUUUAGAACCUCCCCCAAAACUUCAAAAAAAAUUGACCUACAGGAUACACGAUUGAGCUGUUCUAUAUCGGCAAAAUGUUACUCUCACGAGCUCGGAUAGCUCCAAGUUAUAAAACCCUAUUAACAUAUAGAUGUGUUUCUACUUUGAGCACCAAUCCUUAUAUAAAAGUUUUCCCCAAUGCCUCAGCGGAUAAUUCGCACUUGCUCACGUAUCUCGAUACCAACCCACCGAAACAUAGGCUAGCUAUUGGCUCUACGACCGCAUUGCCUCCAACGCCCGGUUCCUUCGCCGAGAAUCGAGAAUUUCUGUCAAUUUUGACCGAUGUUCUCCGCAAAUAUGCCGCGCAGGAUCCCGGCCUUGUAUCCCAAGCCCGAGCAUUCGCCGGCCCGGGCGGCGCUACUCUUGGUUCGGGCGGUGCAUUCUUUCCUCAACAGAAGAAGCAGCGUGGCUCAAGAGGAUCAGCCGCUGGGCUAGGUGGGGGUGGUGGUGCUGGCGGGAGCGGCGCUGGAGGAGCGAGUGCCCAAGGGGGUGCUGGCGGUGCGGGAGUCGGAGGACACAUCCAUCUUAGCGACUUAAGAAACCCGCCCGACUACGGUCGGAUUGCAUGGCCGGAAGAUAUCCUCGGCAGCAUCGAAGUCGAUGGGUCUGGAAACAUAAUAGGUGAAUUUCAGCCCAGCGGAACUUACCGUAUCGUUACCAACGAGGGAAUUUUGGGACUGAGCGAUUUUCUGAGGACGAAGCUUGUUGAGAGGCUGAAAGAGGAGGAAGGAAAGUUGUGAGACACCGUGUCGGUGGCAUUGAGACACCACAAAGCGUGGCGUAUUCGACUACAUAUUGUACCUGUAUAUGAUAUACCUUAUCUACCUGUACCUAAGGUAGUAAACUUCUGCUCUAAGUUUACUUAAUGCACGUAAGAUAUGUGCUCGUACGUUUUGCAACGUAGGUACUCAAGAUACGAUUACCUUGGCUUACAUGUUUCACAAGUUACCAGCCGUAAGACGGGCCCUGACAACACCUGCCAAUGAAAAAGC
Molecule: messenger RNA, 1203 nt
Organism: Daldinia caldariorum
Lineage: Eukaryota; Fungi; Ascomycota; Sordariomycetes; Xylariales; Hypoxylaceae
Exons: 3
Coding region: 247-951 (234 amino acids)
Source: RefSeq, a predicted model, not a curated record